Molecule: messenger RNA, 3311 nt
Organism: Hypomesus transpacificus
Lineage: Eukaryota; Metazoa; Chordata; Actinopteri; Osmeriformes; Osmeridae
Gene: mta3
Product: metastasis associated 1 family, member 3
Exons: 19
Coding region: 251-2470 (739 amino acids)
Biological process (GO): negative regulation of transcription by RNA polymerase II
Cellular component (GO): nucleoplasm; NuRD complex
Molecular function (GO): sequence-specific DNA binding; transcription coactivator activity; histone deacetylase binding
Source: RefSeq, a predicted model, not a curated record
GUUGAUCCAAGUCCUUUUGGCGAAUGAGUUUACUGUAGGCUAUUGUACUGUGAAGACAUAGGGAGUGUAUCCUACCUACAUUAGGCUACCAAAACAUCCCGCCUAACUCCACUUUUAAGUCCCGGGACCAGAUCUUUUUAAAUAUCAGCACAUUGUGAACUAUUCGCAGUAUUUUAAUAUAAACGGUGUGAUCAUUUUGUAUGUUUUUGUUAGUUUAUGGUUUGCGUUUCAACACUCCGGGAGGGCAGAAAUGGCGGCCAACAUGUACCGGGUCGGAGACUACGUGUUCUUCGAGAAUUCCUCGAGUAACCCUUACCUGAUUCGCAGAAUAGAAGAGCUCAACAAGACAGCCAGUGGGAAUGUUGAAGCCAAGGUAGUGUGUUUCUACAGGAGGAGGGACAUCUCCCACAGCCUCAUCCAGCUGGCAGACAAGCAUGCAAAAGACCUGGAGGAGGAGAAGGAGUGUCCAUCAGAGGCGGAGUUAACAGACAAACAGAAGCACCAGCUUCGCCACAGAGAACUGUUCCUGUCUCGUCAGUAUGAGAGUUUACCAGCCACACACAUCAGGGGGAAAUGCAGUGUGGCGUUGUUGAACGAGACAGAAGCGGUCCUCUCCUACCUUGACAAAGAGGAUACAUUCUUCUACUCUCUAGUGUAUGACCCCACACAGAAGACCCUGCUGGCUGAUAAGGGAGAGAUCCGGGUGGGACCACGCUUCCAGGCUGACGUACCAGAGAUGUUACAGGAGGACGAGGCAGAUGAGAGAGACCAGUCCAAGCUGGAGGAGAAGUUGUGGGAUCCACAGUGUCCUCUGAGCAGCAGACAGAUCGACCAGUUCCUUGUGGUUGCACGGGCGGUGGGUACAUUUGCGCGAGCUUUGGACUGCAGCAGCUCAGUCAGACAGCCUAGCUUACACAUGAGUGCUGCUGCAGCGUCACGAGACAUCACACUGUUCCACGCGAUGGACACGCUGCAUCGCCAUGGUUACGACCUGUCCAGCGCCCUGAGCGUGCUGGUGCCGGCGGGGGGUCCGGUGCUGUGCCGGGACGAGAUGGAGGAGUGGAGCGCCUCCGAGGCCAGCAUGUUCGAAGAGGCCCUGGAGAAAUACGGCAAAGACUUCAACGACAUCCGACAAGACUUCCUGCCCUGGAAGUCUCUGACCAGCAUCAUAGAGUACUACUACAUGUGGAAGACAACAGACAGAUAUGUCCAGCAGAAGAGGCUGAAAGCCGCAGAAGCAGAGAGCAAACUCAAGCAGGUUUACAUCCCCACAUAUAACAAGCCCAACCCCAAUCAGAUCUCUGUGACCAAUGGGAAGAUGGCGACAGUAAACGGGGCGGGGCCCGGGGCCUAUCACACAGCGGGAAGUGGCACAGGAGGAGGAACAGGAGCAGGAACAGGAGGAGCAGGAACGGGAGCAGGAACAGGAGGAGCAGGAACGGGAGGAGCAGGAACGGGAGGAGGCAGAGCCUGUGAAACCUGCUACUCCAUGCAGUCAGCCCAGUGGUACUCGUGGGGUCCUCCUAACAUGCAGUGUCGCCUGUGUGUGUCCUGCUGGAUGUACUGGAAGAAGUAUGGUGGCCUGAAGAUGCCAAGCAGAGCUGAGGGGCCCGAGGAGAGGACGUCCCCCACCCCAACCACCAACGAGCCUCGUUCGCGAGGUCACGGGCCCCGCCAGUCCAGUCACAUGGUCCCGGUGCGUAACAGUGGCAGCCCCAAGUCGUCCAUGAAGACCAAGCAGGCGUUCUUGCUGCAGGCCACACGCCUCACCAAGCUGGCCAGGCACAUGUGCCGUGACCUCAUCCGGCUGCGCCGUGCCGCGCGACGCCCCUUUGUGCCCAUUAACUGUGGGGCCAUAAAGGCAGAGUAUAUGUUGCGAGUGUCGGAGGGUCAAGGGGGCAGGCCGCCCAGGAUCCGGACCGUUCCGAGAAGCACCCUCACCAGCGUUGUGCAGUUCCUAGAGUCUCGCCCGGCCCCUCCGGCCAUGCGCUCCUACCGCACGCCCGGCCUGCAAGCCCCUCCCCCACGCCGCCUGCUCUCUUCCCUCCCCCAUGGACCCCACGGCAUGCUGGGCAAGAGGAGCUACCACCACCACAGCAGGAUGGAACAGGAGAAAGGCUCAGAGAACCAGGGCCCCACACCUGGCCCCACGCCCGGCCCAGCCUCGGGUCCAGUCCUGCACAACGGGCGUAGCAGUAGUGGGAGCAGUUCCAGGGGCGGGGUGAUGAUGCGGAAAAAACGCCCUAACUGGAUCGACGCCCCCGAUGACAGCUUCUUCCUGGUCACCAGGGAGACAAAGAGGGCCAGACGCCUGCUGUCCAGGUCCCAGCUGAGACGCGCCUGUCGGCAGCCCUGUGAACAGAUCACCCUCCGCAGGGUCUCCCAGGCCCCGCCGCAGGGGCCCGUCCUCGCCCCCCCACACCCGCACCCCAGCUUAAGGAUGAGGGGGCCCAUCGUCAUCCACGACUGACUCGCUCCGGUCGCUCUGGCCCUCCUCCCCACACCCACCCCCCCUGGAAUCACCCACCAACCCCCCUGGCACCAACAGGAUGGACUACCUAAUACAAACUACUGAUGUGGUGCCCACCUCUAACUUUGUAGCUAUUGGGACAGGGUGGGGGGUGGGGGGGGGGACACGAGGUGCGUGUGUGCACGUGUAUGAUCAUGCUUGUGUCUGUGUUUGCCCCUCUGCUUUAUGAGAACAGACACGAUGAAGGAUCUUUCUGGUGUUUUUUUUACUUCCGUACAUGCUACAUGGUCGUGAGUUGUGAGGCUGUCUCAGUUUGUAUCAAGCAGGUUGACCAUCUGACUUUGGCCUGGUCGCCAUCAUGUUUCCCAAGAUGCCUGACAGGCCACUGUCUUGAAAGCAACCAAUCAGAAUGAUCCAACUGCAUUUAAAGAAACAACGGCAUUCUUAAGUAGGCUGAGCACAGACCUGUAGCUGUGCUAAAUACAUAGAUACAGGAUUACUGAUCCUCAGUCCUGAGCAAAUGACCUCAUAAAGAUCAUCAACAUGAUCGAAAUCUUCUCUUGUACCUUUUCAGACUGCAGUUCAUCUGCCCAGAUGAAAUGAGCUGUCCAAGCUAGCAAUGCAGACAGCGAGCAAACACAUGUCUCACACCAUGUGGGCGUGGUUCAUAAGCUUGUGUAUAGCAUCCUCAUUGUAUAUGCCACCAAUUCUCUUUCUAUCGCCUCCGGGCCUGGUCAGAGAUGACAGCACUUUCGCAGUAAAGGGCACAGGGCCGUCUCCUUCUUCUUUCACUGGCACCGCCGCAUGUAUUUGAGGCUAGCCCCUACUGGCCAAUUAACGG